AUCGCAAAAUUGUCCUACUUAGGCUCAUAGCCGUGCUUCUAUUUAUUAUCUUACCUCAUACUUACAGAGAGCUUGAGGUCAUCACACUUGUUGGAUGAGAGCUCGCUUUUCAUUUGAAAUCCACAAACUCUUCAAACGUCGCCGGUGAACCGCAUAGUCAUUCUCAUCAAUCAACCAACUUGUACGCAACAACCAUAAUGGAUCGAACGGGUCUUCAAGGAUACAGCUACCAGUCUUACCCAAUAGUUACUACCGGGCCACCGGCAGCAGAUAUGACCGCUACCUCGAUAUUCACAUUACAUCAGGGAACAAGCAGUGCUUUCAGUCCCAGUGCGCAUCCUAAUGAAGAUUGGACCAAGAUUUCAGAUCUAGCAGAAAGACGUCGGAUUCAGAAUCGAAUUGCUCAGCGUAACUACCGCAAGAGAUUAAAGCGCCGCCUAGAGGAUCUUGAGCGUAGAGCUGCAUCAACUUCCACAUCUCCCGAACCGUCGCAAGCAGAGACGACCCAAGAAUCCAAGUCUGCGACUAAAAGGCCUCAGGCCCCCAAGGCCAACAGUACCACGACUCGCAAAAAGAGAUUGUCAGCGGCAGAAUCAAAGAAUAAGAGCUGGAAUUUAUCUCAUAGUCCGUUUCCGCUGCAACAAUCUCAGACAUACGGCACCAUGUCCGAAGAGCGCGGCGUUAGCAGUAGCGUUUAUACCGACCAACUCAACUCGCCACAAAUACCUGCUUCAUCACCACCUGAUUCAUUCUUCUACCCACCAUAUCCUUCUUAUCAAGAGGUAUAUGAUCAUAACAGCUCUUACCAAUCGCCGCAACCCCUUCAUGCAUUUCCGACCAUUCCGCAAUCUCACUAUGGAGAAUUUGCGGGGCAAGGGACUUCUCAGCAGCCGUUAGGUCAUUUGAGCCAACAUCCGUUAGCUUCCAACCUACAACCUGUUAAGCAGAUGAAUGCUUUCUCUGAGGAGCAGGACCUCAACCCUCUGUACGUCAACUACGUUUCACUCAGCGGUCUAGAGGCACCACUUCACCAACCUCAAUAUAACCAGCAAUCGCAGACACCGCCACUUACCAAUACCUACCCAGACAGGUACUCCACGUCAACCUCCUCCAUCGGGUCGCUCAGCGAACACUUUCCGUUGACUCUAGAGCAUGCAAUUUCGUCUCCGAGUCAUAUAACUAUUCAUUGAGAAUUUAUAUUAUCCGCUAGAGAUACGGCACGUUAGUAGAAAAAAGUGAUCAACCUGCAUUAAAUGGCGUUAUUACCUUAGAGGGUUCCAGGUUAAGAGCGGAGAUUGUGCUUCUAGUAUUGAUAUAUGUUUGAGGAGACUACGGGAACAACGAACACGUUAUAGAGUAAGCUUCCUGUAUUAUUCAAUGACUGAAACUGUCUAUAUACAUCAAGUUGGCGUUUUUUGUAC
Talaromyces stipitatus ATCC 10500 is the source of this 1421-nucleotide messenger RNA. RefSeq lists its product as uncharacterized. Gene Ontology annotation, molecular function: DNA-binding transcription factor activity. The transcript is spliced from 3 exons. Gene Ontology annotation, biological process: regulation of DNA-templated transcription. Lineage: Eukaryota; Fungi; Ascomycota; Eurotiomycetes; Eurotiales; Trichocomaceae. Bases 198 to 1190 code for a protein of 330 amino acids. The record is from RefSeq and is a predicted model, not a curated record.